Molecule: messenger RNA, 1244 nt
Organism: Branchiostoma belcheri (Belcher's lancelet)
Lineage: Eukaryota; Metazoa; Chordata; Leptocardii; Amphioxiformes; Branchiostomatidae
Product: gamma-glutamyltransferase light chain 1-like
Exons: 3
Coding region: 256-1176 (306 amino acids)
Biological process (GO): glutathione catabolic process
Cellular component (GO): plasma membrane
Molecular function (GO): glutathione gamma-glutamate hydrolase
Source: RefSeq, a predicted model, not a curated record
UCUGCGAGACGUUUUUUUCGAUAAAAACGGCAACGUACUUACGGAGGGCAAAAAGUACAAAAUGUCUGCGUUGUCCCGAACGUUAGACAGUAUAGCCAGGCACGGCGGGGAUGUGUUUUAUUCCGGAAACAUCGCAACGAACCUCGUCGCAACUAUCCAAAGCCAAGGCGGAAUUAUAACCAAAGAUGAUUCAAGAACUACAAAGUAGAGGUAACAAAGCCAAAAUAUUCAGAAUUGAAGACGGCGGGUUUGAGAAUGAUUUCCACAGGUCCACCGGGUGGUGGGGCAUUGUUCGAAUUCAUCCUCAAAACGUUAGAAAAAUUCGAGCUGAACCCAAAAAGCCUUGAAGGGGAAAAUUUGGCGUACACGUUGCAGAAGAUAGCAGAGGUGUUCAAAUUUGCUGCCGCAGAAAGAACACAUUUAGGUGACCCACGUUUUGAAAACGUGGCUGGUGAAGUGGCUAAGCUAACAUCUGAUUCAUUUGCCGAGAAAAUCAUGAGAAAAAUCAGAGAUCAUGGACACCACACAAGCGACGACUCGAAAGGUUAUUAUGGGGCACAAUUUUACAACGCAGGGGAUGCAGGAACCACGCAUCUUAACGUUCUUGCGGCAAACGGUGAUGCUGUUGCGGUUACGAGCUCGAUCAAUUAUUACUUCGGGUCGCGCGUUUAUUCGCCGUCUACGGGAGUCAUCCUUAACAACCAGAUGAUUGACUUCUCCAGCCCUGGUUUUCAUAGAGACGACCUACACUUUCCAGAGUAUUCCAUGAAUUUUAUCAGACCAGGGAAGCGCCCGAUGUCGUCCGUCUGCCCCACCAUCAUGAUUGACAAGAACAAGAACGUGCAGGUGGUCAUUGGAGCGUCAGGCGGCAUGAUGGUCCCUACAGCAGCCGCGAUGGUUUUUGCCAACAUGCAGUGGUUUGGUAUGAACCUGGCCGCGGCAUUAGACAGCCCAAGAAUCCACAGCCAGCUGGAGCCCAACAUUCUGGACAUGGAGCGGAAACUCUGGAACAACCACGAACUCGUGCACAAACUCUCGCUCUGGAACUACAACCCAUCACCUGAGGUUUUCACUAUACUAAGGGAGUUCGCCGUUGUGCAGGUUAUAUGGAGGAAGGGGACGGAAAUACACGCGGGCAGCGAUCCUCGAAAAGGGGGGAAACCAGCGGGGUACUGAGGGAGUGGUUCAUUUUAUGUCAUACCUGGGUCAUAACAUUCGAUACAUUGUACGAAGUUUUCUGGACC